GGGUGGGGGCGCCGAGGCAGCGGGGCCGGCCGCUGCACCUCGCGCCCCCGAGGUGGGGUCUGGUGCAGCCUGGCUGUGCCCACCGGAGGCGCAGGGGCCAGCCCUGCGGGGCCCAGGGAGGGGGUGCCCUGCGCGGGGCAGUGACAGCAGGGAGCGGCGCCCAGACCACGACCUAGACCAGGGUUGAGUGCGUCUGACCCUCGCCUCGCGGAGAGCCCGAGGGGAGACCCCGGAGAGGGCGGGGGAGAACCUCAUCAGGACCGGGACUCAGGGUGGGAACCCCCAGGGCGAGUGCAGGAAGGCCUGCGAGGGAGCCGUUCAGCACGGACCUGCCUGGGACGUGGGCGCUCUGGACCCGAGCGGGGACCUGACCGGGGUCAGGGAGGGGCUGAUCCUGGCCCUGACCAGGGAGCAGGGAGGGGGCAGUGGUGCAGAUGGAAAGCAGUCCGGAAGGUAGAACACGUGAAACGCUCAGAUCCGGUGGUUUGUCUUCGCUUGGAAGUGGUGGCCACGUUCUCGGGUGCGGUGAAUCCGUGCGCAAGGGAGCGCGGAGAGCGGCAUGGAGUCACCAGACGACAGCACUCAGAGCUGCCGCAUUCUUCCCAUGUUCGGCAGCUCUGUGGGAAAGCUGCAGCAGCUCCUGGGCAAGGGGGAGUACCUGCUGCUGAAGGACGUGCCUGUGUUUGAGAGCGACUUUAUCCAGAUCAACAGAAGAGGAGAAGUGAUUGAUGUGCACAGCGCUGUGCAGAUGAUGACGGUGGGCAUUGCAUAUACCAGCCGCCACCUCACAAUGCCCAAUGCCAUGCUGCUGGCACAGCCGGCUGUGAGCUGUGCAGCCAGGGCCAGAAAUGACCAAGAUACCCAGAGAAAGGACCUCAGGUCGACAGAGAGAUUGGAGCUGACCAGGCUGCUUCCUUUGAAGUUUGUCAAGUUAUCCAUCUAUAAUCAUGAGAAAAAACAGUUCCACUUGAAGCUUGCCACUGGCCGCUCUUUUUACCUACAACUGUGCCUUCCUUCAGAUGCGAGACAAGAUCUGUUUGCAUGCUGGGAAGACUUAGUGUACCUGCUGAGACCGCCAGUGGAGGCUUACAGUGGGACCCAGGCCCAACCUGCUGGUGACAUGGUCUCCAUACCUGGGUUGGAGGCAGAGCACAGGAAGAGCCCAGCAGUAAGCCUUUGCAUAGACUCUUGGAGAUGGGGCCAGGGUGAUUUGGAAGAGCAGCUGAGGCUUUUCCAGGCUGCUCUCUGAGGCUCACCAGGAGAAGGCAUUGCAUUUGGAAGAACUUGGGCCAAACAAGGCACCAUGCAGAGACCUUGCCACACUGGAAAGGCCCCAAGUGCUUCUGAAUAUCCGUGGCCCCUUAGAUGUCGGCUCCUCUGCUCUCAUAGCCAAUGUUCUAAUGCCCUCAACAGCAUCCCCACUGCCCAGGCCACUCUGGGACAAUUGCUACUACAACCCAGGUGGUCCGAUCUUUUAGGGGACACUUCCAAGUAUGAAAAGCCCUUCCUUAACUGGAGCUGCGCACUGAUUUUUCUUUGCAUCUGUGGCAUGCUUUGUGCACAUGUGCGCAGUUUGUUUCUGAAUAGGAGAAUGUAAAAGAGCAUAGCUCUUGGCCAGCAGUCUCACUCCUGGGACUCUUUUGCAGAAAUGCUAAGACAAGUGUAUAAAAUAGAAGUGCGAGGAUGCUCCCUGAAUGGCCACAGUGCUCUUCUGGCACUGGAGCUGUCCACGUAAAACUUGAGUGACCAUUGUGGGGGUGCCAUAGAGGGGAUUCCUACAUCCACUGGACUUGAUGACCUCAAAGUUCCUCCCAGUUAUAAGCUCUGGAGUGGUUCAGCUUCAAGAAGGCAAGUGACAAUCCCUUCUAGUCUCACUUACUUUCUUCUCUGCUUCCCUGUUUCUCCCCUCGGCACAGGCCAUGGAGCUCCACGGAGAAGGGGAUCAAGAUCAGGUCAAUAUCAGGAGCCUUUCCAUGGUCACUGAUGUGUCUGGGGCCACCUCUCUGUCUUAUACUGGUGGGGAAAGAAACCGACAAUACGCUUCAUACUGUAUGCGUAGGAACACACCGUCUGUCCCAAUCCAGGCACCUGCAGGGCCUGUCCAAAGGGCAGAACCAGGGGCAACAGUAACUCUCCAGGGCAGCAUGAGUGUGGUUGAAGGAGGGGAGGCAAUCAGCAGACCUGUUACAGACAGCACGGAAGGUCCGGAAAUGGGACCCUCCGUCUCGGCCUUUCAGAGUGAAGGCAACAUGAGCAAACAGGAUGGAGGCCAGAGAGUCUCCCCAGUCCAGGCUGAAGCCCCAAGGAAGAGUAAGGGAAAGGAGAGAACUCCCACUGAAAGGCUUUACCGUCUUAAUAGGAUGUGGGAAAACAAAUCAUUCCUGAAAUCACAUGGAACCCCUCGGGGAGAUAAAAGAGAGAACCAGAGCAACCUAAAGGAGCGAGGAUAUGGCUCCCUACUCCAGGAAUACAUAAACCUCAGCCUCACCCAAAAGGGGUCCAGGUGGGUGGCCAGAUUUCUCUCCCUCCCUGCUUUCUAUUGGCCUUAAUUCAUUUUUUCCAUUUUCAGAUGCCCAGUACUCACGUGCAUGUGGUGAAUCGGGAUGAGUGCAACCCUAGCUCUCUCCCCAAGGAGUUUGCAGUCCAGUAGAAAGGGUUGCACACUCCUUUGCUCAUCCUUUUCAUUUGCUGCAGAGCACCGUACGUGCUAAAUCCUGGAUGGCACAGGUAAACGAGCAGUACAAUCAGAAAGUUGGAUGUGUGAGUUGGAUUAGGGUCUGGCUGUUUCGCUCUCUGAACUGUGAGCUCUAAGAGGACAGGGACGUUCGUGGCACCUCAGGAAGGAAACUGCAAGUCCUGUUUCUUCCUCUGUGCUGGUCCUGUGUGCACACAUCUGGGUCUCACAACCAGAAACAAUAAAGUUCUAUUGAUCUUAGUUUUACAGAGGAAGGAAAUGGGGGUUCAGAGGACAUGAGUAACUUGGACAAAGACACACACACACACUGAUGAGUGUACAGUGAGGAUUUCAAUCUGUCUUUCUUGCAGCUAACCUGUGUUCUUCCUCAGCAUUUGGGAAUUAUUCUAAUCACUAAUUCAAAAGACAAGAAUGAGUACUCAAAAAAAAAUUCAAACUUGUGGAAAAACUGCCAAACAAUCAUACAGUUUCUGUAUAUUUCUCCUCCAGCCCGUUCUCAUAGUAACACUCUGUCAGAGCCAAGGGAUUAACAUGCUACGUAAUCCUGACUCAGAGAAACAUUUGGAUUGCAUUGGCAUUUUGGUUCCAGGAUCCCACACUGCAUUUACUGGUUAUUUCUUUGCAAAAACCAAUUGUUUGCCCCCCGAUUUCAGCAUUCAUUGGUGGAUUUUGUCUGCACCAGUUAUUCUUGUGGUGUUUGCCUAAUGAUUUUAUGUUUCCCUGAUUCCCUCUGGCUAUAUUAAUUGGAAUCCACUGUUAGGAAGAAGUAUCCUUUCUCACUCAUUUAUGUUUUUAUUCAAUUAUUUAUUUGUGACAUAGAUAUUUGUUCUAUGGGUUAUAAUCAACUUUUUUUUUUUUUUUUUUUGCUUUGAUUGUUCUAACUAAGGUCAGUACAAACUCCUUUAUGUUGUUUCCUGUGUUCCUUCAACAGGUCCCGUCUUUUAGCAUUUCUGGCGUUUCCAGAUAUUCCAAGGUCAUAUUUUCCCUAUCUCAGCUUUGUAAUCAACUGCUUUUCCAGGGAGUCCCAGCUCUUUUUAUUGGAAACUGGUGUUUAUAUAACAAAAUAUUGUCACUACGUGGUACUUGUUUUGACUAGGUUUGUUCUAUUUUGUUUUUCAGGUUAUCUCAAAAAUUGAGGAGGAGCUUGUCUAGAACUAGGUCAGGUAGGGUACCAUAAUCCAGAGAUUGGUUUCCUUGUCCCGACCACUCUUGUGCAGCUUCUCCUAGUCUCCAAGGCCAUGCACGUUACCCAUUCGUGGAACUCAAGGAUAUCAACUAGAAUGGAUCUCAAAUGUCAACACAGUUCACCCACCCAUUUCAAAGAUAGGGAAACAUAAUUUUCUUAAAGUGGGUCAAUUUAUUCAUUUCUUGAAACAAUUAAAUGCCUACUACAUGCCCUAUGAUAAUAACUGGUAUAUAUAAACAAUUAGGCAGAGUGGGGAGUACAUGCAGAGACACAGGAUAUAGAGUCUCACAGCAUGGAGACAGCUGGGUGAGUUUAGAGAGCUCACAGCUCAGUGGAAUUGGAGCAGGAGAUGCAGGGGGCAAGAUGUGUUCAGGUGGAGAUGGGGAGUGCACAGGAGUGAUUUGACCACACCUGUGCUUAGAAUGGUCACUGCAUAAGUGAGUACAGGAAAACUGGAAUCAGAGAAGCCAGUUAGGACUUUGACCAUGCAGGGGAGAGAUGAUAAAAGGCCUGAACAACAGGCAUGUAGAGGGGACAUGGGCAUAGACCCCUUAGAACGUGGUGAACAAUUAGACAAGUGAGUGAGGGAUGACAGAGAAUAUGAAAUGACACACAGACUUUCUAGACUUGACGGGUAGAUAGUAGCGCUGUUUAUAGGGGUGGGAAGAUACAAAAGGAUGAGCAAAUACAGAAUUAACUGAGUUUGGAUGGAUCUGACUUGGCCUUUGUAUUUCAAGGCAUUCCAGUUUGAUAGGACAAUAUCUGAUAAUUCAUUAUUUAAAAAAAAAUUUAUGUAUUUAUUUUAGAGAGAGCAAGCAGGGGAGGAGCAAAGAGAGGGAGAGAGAAUCCUAAGCAGACUCCCCGCUGAGCAUGGAGCCUGAUAGGUCUGAGCUCCUGACCCUGAGAUUAGGACCUGAGCUAAAACCAAGAGUUGGAUGCUCAACCAACUGAGCCACCCAGAUGCCCCUGAUUCAUUACUUUUUAAGUAAACAUUGACUUCGUGCCUACUGUGUGUCAGAUUCUUUGCUCUGGACAGGGCAGGGUGAGGUGUGCAGCCUGGUGAACAAAGUCCAUAGGGAGCUCACAGUCUCUGUAGAGAGAUGAGCUGUAUUAAGGAUAUAAAAACUACAGCAUGGGGCAAAAUUUGAGCAGUGCUUUUCCAGUACCACAUCUCAGGGGAAAAGAGGAAACAUUCAAGAGACAGUCACUAGUCAGUAUUUGGCUGAAAUACAGUAUGCUCAUGAAGACGGUAAGAUGGUUACAAUGGUUGGGUCCAUAUUGCCACACACUUCAAAUACCAUGCUUAGAAGUUUGUACUUCGUUGUGGGUGCUUUUUUUUUUUUUUUGGCAAGGAAUGAUAUGAUCAGUAGGCUUUUGAAUCAGAAUCCAUGAGUGAAUUAAGUGAGGGUCAAAAUUAAGAAUCUCUUCCUUUCCUCAUUGUCUAUGGGAUACCUUCAUUGUGUAUCAUCCUGACUCAUUUCCAGGAUCUUAACAUUGAGCCCUCCAAAUGGUUUUUUGUUCAGACCUUCAAAACUCCCCAUAAUGCACAGGCGGCAUCACAAGUUUCUGAAAGUAAAAGCUUCAGUGAGAUAGGGUCUUUACUAAGAAAUAAUAAAGCCCACUGUAGGUAAGGUAGGAGCCAUGUGGAGGAGAGUAGCAUGGAGGCCGUCAUGCAGUCAGCAGAGUGUGCUGAGGGCAUCACUGGUACCAGAACAUCUGUGACCAAGGGGUCCAUCAUAAGAGAUACGGGUCAUUGAGAGCAAGAUAUUUCCAGAUAGCUUCCUUUUUGCAUUGAAUAAGUAGGACUUGCCUUUUCACAAUAAAUACUAUUGUCUUUUUUCAUUUACAUGUUCCAUAGUAAUGACCCCAAGAGAUUCUGUGACAUCAACUAAGCUGUAGCCCGAGACUCUAGUUUCCUACACAGCUCUACUCAAAACCUUUGCUCAAUGGAGCCAACAGGAGUGCUGCUCCUUGCCUUAAGCACCGUCUGCCUUUGGUUCCUUGGGCUAUACUGAAAGUCACAUUCUGUUCUCUGGGAAGCACCUCCAUUUCUCCUUCCUCAUUCUCUUCCCUCUGAAGGUCAACUAUCAAAGAUGUUACAUCUGUUAGACUAAGGAAGAAUGGGACUUGUGUCCACUCAGGAUACUCAUGGGUGGGGGGAGGAAGAGUACAGCCACGUUUUCAGUAAUAAGAAUAAAAACGAUCAUCUAGAGUUAGCAGUUUCACAUCUAGGUCAAUACCCUGAGGAGACUCCUACGUGUAUUCCAGAAGAAAACUGAGAGUUCUGGAGCAAAGCACAGAGAUAUCUCCCAUGUUCAUCAAAUGAAGAAUUGAUCAAUUACGGUGUAUAUGUACAGUGGGAUACUACACCACAUUGGCAGAUGUGCACGUUGGUAAGGAAGAAUGGCUCCGAUGAUUAAAAGAAGCAAGUCAAAAAUUAGAAUUUCAUUUAUAGAAUGGUUUUGAAAAUGAGACCAAACAAGAUAUGACUGCAUAUUUGGUGGUUUCUCUUGAGAAAGUUCUCUCUAUGAUGGAAAAGAGGUGUCCUCUGGGAGAUAUACACAAGAGACCCAACAGUGCUGAAAAGUUCAUAAAUAAGGUUUUGGAUAUACAAGUAAUUUGCAUAUUUUAACAUUUUUUUUUUUUAAGAUUUUAUUUAUUUGCGAGAGAGAGCACAGUGGGAGGGAGGAGCAGGCUCCCUGCUGAGCAGGGAACCCCACAUGGGGCUCGAUCACAGGAUCCUGAGAUCAUGACCUGAGCCGAAGGCAGACACUUAACCAACUGAGCCACCCAGGCUCCCCAGUAUUUUAACAUUUCUGAAAGCAGGAUGGUUCCUAAGUGAUAUGGUUAUCAUUGCCUUAAAAAUAAACCAAUUUAUUUGAGUAGCUUUAGUUUUCAUGUAGUUACGGGAGUAAUAUGUGCCAAAAAUUAGUCUGAAGGAUAAUCCAUGAGUGAAUUAAGUGAGGGUCAAAAUUAAGAAUCUCUUCCUUUCCUCAUUGUCUAUGGGAUACCUUCAUUGUGUAUCAUCCUGACUCAUUUUCAGGAUCUUAACAUUGAGCCCUCCAAAUGGUUUUUUGUUCAGACCUUCAAAACUCCCCAUAAUGCACAGGCGGCAUCACAAGUUUCUGAAAGUAAAAGCUUCAGUGAGAUAGGCUCUAUUUGUAUGAAAUACAAAUUUUCAGUAACAAGAAAUCAUUGUAUUAGUUGGCAACAUUUUUCUUUGUUAUGAUGCAUAAAGUAUUAUCUUUUGAACUGAUAGCAUUAUAGUUCAAGUGAAAUACUGACUUUUGCUUUAAUCCAUACAUGUAUGAUACAUAUAGAUACUUUUUUGCAUACAUGGUAUAUUUUAUGGCAAAAAAUACUGUCUUCAUACCUUCAUCUGUGUACAGAUACAAAUACAUUUAAUAUAGGACCACUUGACUGGGGAAUAGGAGGGAUUGUGUCAGAGACUACUAGUUGACUACUCAUUGUCCAUUCUUGCUUUCCUUAUUAACGACCUUAAUUUAAUUGGGAACAAGGCCCCCCAUAGCAUUGGCUUCUUACUGCCUGAGGGCACUUAGAGAAGGAAGCAUGGUUUAUUAAUUUUGCUGGUAGGUGUUCCACUUUGUUGAGAUAAGCCUCUUCAUUUUUCAUCAUGUUUUGAAAAUAUAUUUUAAUGACCUGUGUUAACUGUCUUUUUUUUUUUUUUGAGACAUUAAGGUUUUCCAUUUUAUUUUAUUUGUCAGUGUUGUGGCAUUAUAUUCUGGUCAACUGAAUAAUAUGGUUUUUUAAUACUAUUAAUAAUAACACUAUUAUUAAUAAUAGCUUUUUAAUACAUCCUAUGGAUAAAGAUGAUCUUUGAGUUUGUAUCUGACCUGCUUAGGUUCAGCCAUAAGUCCUACUUGCCACCUAUGGGUUUUGCUUUCUACAUCAAUUUGAUUUAAAAUAAAAAUGGGUGGAUUGCUCCAGGUAGCAUUGACAUCUUCACAAUAUUUGUUCUUCCAAUCCAUGAGCAUGGAACGUUUUUCCAUUUCUUUGUGUCUUCCUCAAUUUCUUUCAUGAGUAUUUUAUACUUUUCUGAGUACAGAUACUUUGCCUCUUUGGUUAGAUUUAUUCCUCGGUAUCUUAUGGUUUUGGGUGCAAUUGUAAAUGGGAUCGACUCCUUAAUUUCCCUUUCUUCUGUCCUGUUGUUGGUGUAUAGGAAUGCCACUGACUUCUGUGCAUUGAUUUUAUAUCCUGCCACUUUACUGAAUGCAAUUCCUAUCAAAAUACCAUCAACUUUUUUCAAAGAAAUGGAACAAAUAAUCCUAAAAUAUGUAUAGAACCAGAAAAGACCCCAGAUAGCCAGAGGAAUGUUGAAAAAGAAAAGCAAAGCUGGUGGCAUCACAAUUCCGUACUUCAAGCUCUACUACAAAGCUGUCAUUGGGGUGCCUGGGUGGCUCAGUCGUUAGGCAUCUGCCUUCAGCUCAGGUCAUGAUCUUAGGGUCCUGGGAUCGAGCCCCACGUUGGGCUCCCUGCUCGGUGGAGAGCCUGCUUCUCCCUCUCCCACUCCCCUUGCUUGUGUUCCCUCUCUCACUGUGUCUCUCUCUGUCAAAUAAAUAAAUAAAAUCUUUAAAAAAAAAAAGCUGUCAUCAUCAAGACAGUAUGGUACUGGCUCAAAAACAGACACAUAGAUCAAUGGAACAGAAUAAAGAGCCCAGAAAUGGACCCUCAACUCUAUGGUCAACUAAUCUUUGACAAAGUAGGAAAGAAUGUCCAAUGGAAGAAAGACAGUCUCUUCAACAAUGGUGUUGGGAAAAUUGGACAGCCACAUGCAGAAGAAUGAAACUGGACCAUUUCCUUACACCACACAAAAAAUAAACUCAAAAUGGAUGAAAGACCUAAAUGUGAGACAGGAGUCCAUCAAAAUCCCAAAGGAGAACACAGGCAGCAACCUCUUCAACCUCAGCCAAAGCAACUUCUUCCUAGAAACAUUGCCAAAGGCAAGGGAAGCAAGGUCAAAAAUGAACUUUUGGGACUUUAUCAAGAUAAAAAGCUUUUGCACAGCAAAAGAAACAGUCAACAAAACCAAAAGACAACCAACAGAAUGGGAGUAGAUAUUUGCAAAUGAUAUAUCAGAUAAAGGACUUGUAUCCAAAAUCUAUAAAGAACUUAUCAAACUCAACACCCAAAGAACAAAUGAUCCAAUCAAGAACUGGGCAGAAGACAUGAA
Mirounga angustirostris (Northern elephant seal) is the source of this 9072-nucleotide messenger RNA. RefSeq names its product Golgi-associated RAB2 interactor protein 6-like. Lineage: Eukaryota; Metazoa; Chordata; Mammalia; Carnivora; Phocidae. The transcript has 4 exons. The record is from RefSeq and is a predicted model, not a curated record. The coding region runs from base 560 to 1249 and encodes 229 amino acids. Gene Ontology annotation, cellular component: nucleus.